This is a messenger RNA of Rhodofomes roseus, 3363 nucleotides long. RefSeq lists its product as uncharacterized. The coding region runs from base 361 to 3363 and encodes 1000 amino acids. The record is from RefSeq and is a predicted model, not a curated record. NCBI's taxonomy places the organism in Eukaryota, Fungi, Basidiomycota, Agaricomycetes, Polyporales, Fomitopsidaceae. The transcript is spliced from 22 exons.
CAGGUGCCUGCUAGCGUGACUAUGCGCGUGACGUCACAUCAUCAGGUGAUGCCGCCGGUCCGCUCGCGAGCAUAGAGGGGAACGUCUGGACAGGUUUGGGUCAGGUCCAUCAACCCACGAUGUAUGAACCCGUUCUGCUCACCGCUCUGAACAGCGACGGACCACUCCCGAGCCGCAUACAAGUCUAUCCGACACCGAAGAAAGCCCGUAUAAUCUACGAGCUUCUCAGAAUUCCCGAGGUCACAAGGACCCGUGCCCUAAAUUACUCGCCGCAUCCUGGAUGCCGAAGGACGUGGGCGACUUAAAGGCGCGUCAGGGAGGUCGGCGAGCCCGUCUGCGCUCUCUGCGGCUUCUAGGGACAUGCUUAGGCUCUGGCUGAGUCUUGUGGUCGGCCUGCUGGCCUUCAGCGGCAGCGUACAUGCCAUCGGUCAGGCUACUGCUAUCUCAUUCGAACAGUCCUCGUCGUCGUUCCCCAUUGUCAGCAAUGACAUCGCCACGCCUAUCUUGCUCUCUGAAGACGAAUGGGGUGGUGUUCAACGUGCCGCCGGCGACUUUGCCAUGGAUAUUCACAGGGUCUCGGGCGUGAUGCCCCUUCUGUUCAACGUGACCACGCCUGCGACGCAGUCAAACUUGAGCCUUGUUGGAGCGCGCGCUAUCAUUGUUGGAACUUUGGGACAAUCCUCACUGAUCGACGAGGUGGUGAACAACACCGGAAUUGAUGUCUCGAGCGUGGAGGGUCACUGGGAGGCAUUCUUGACCAAGGAGGUCUCAAACCCGCUCCCUGGUAUAAGCAGCGCAUACGUUAUGAUUGGCGCAGACAAGCGUGGUACGAUCUAUGCUAUGUACGACCACUCUGAGCAGAUCGGCGUCUCGCCAUGGUAUUGGUGGGCUGAUGUACCGCCUAAGGCCAAUCCUGAAAUCUACGCCGCAUCUGCUGGUUGCGCACACGGCUCGCCUACCGUGCAAUACCGUGGUAUCUUCUUGAACGAUGAGGCCCCAGCAUUGACAGACUGGGCUAUGGUCCGCUUCACCAAUGGAACUGGUGCCCCUCUGACGGGUUCUCCGUUCAACCACUAUUUCUAUGCAAGCCUCUUCGAGCUGUUGCUUCGCAUGAAAGCGAACUAUCUGUGGCCUGCUAUGUGGUCCAGUGCAUUUGGUGUCGACGAUACUUUGAACCAGCCUCUGGCUAAUUGGUACGGCAUCGUCAUGGGUACAAGCCACGAAGAACCCAUCAUGCGCUCGAUCCCUGUAGAGUGGACUCUCUUCGGAGACGGACCAUGGGACUAUAGUACGAACAAGGCGAACAUCUACCCAUUCUGGGUCGAGGGUGCCGAACGCGCUAAGCCUUAUGAGAACAUCUUCACUGUCGGGCUGCGCGGUGAUGGUGAUGCGGCCAUCGCGGGCGGUCAGAACAUUCAGCUUCUCGAGCAGGUCAUCAGUGAUCAGCGAACGAUCCUCAGCGACACAUUCCCGGGAGUAAAUGUGACUACCAUCCCGCAGAUGUGGUGUCUCUACAAGGAGGUACUGGGAUACUACGAAGACGGCAUGACCGUUCCAGACGACAUCGCCCUCCUCUGGACUGAUGACAACUAUGGCAACAUGGAGCGGCUACCAGUGGUAUCCGAACGUAACAGGAGUGGUGGUGCCGGAGUAUAUUAUCAUUAUGACUACGUCGGUUCGCCUCGCAACUACAAGUGGAUCAUGAGUAGCCAGCUCAGCAAGACGUACGAGCAAAUGUCAUUGACGACCGCUCGUAACGCGACUCGCAUCUGGAUCGUCAACGUCGGUGACCUCAAGCCUUACGAGAUGGAGACCGAGUUCUUCAUCACGUACGGUUGGGACACAUCCAUUUGGAACUACGACAACCUCGACACGUUCGUGACUCAGUGGGCGCAGCGUGAAUUUUCGUUGUCUUCCGAGGAUGCCGACACUGUCGCGGGUAUCAUUGCGAACGUCACGCGCUUCAACGCGAACUGCAAGCCCGAGCUUCUGAAUGCAACAACUUUCAGCCUUACCAGCUAUCGCGAGGCACAGAACAUGUUGGCUAUGUGGGAGGCGACGAACGCCUCUGCGACCGCUAUCCAAGCGAAGCUGCCAGAGAGCAUGGUCCCCGCUUACUUCGAACUCGUAUAUCACCCUGUCCAGGCCAGCUACACCUUAGCACACAUGUGGAUCGCCACAGGCCUGAACAACCUGCGUGCGUCUCAAGCAUUCCUCAGCGCAAACGACUACGCCGAUCUCGUGGAGUACCUCUUCGAGGAAGACUGGAACCUCGAGGUUCAGUACGAUAGCCAACUGGACGGUAAAUGGGUCCACAUGAUGAGUCAGACCCACACGCUCUACGAGUACUGGCAAGAACCGUACUCGAAUGCCAUGCCACCUGUGUCGAGGCAACAGCCAUACAAGCAGGCCUUGGCUGGCCCGAUGCGCCUUGCUGUCGAAGGCUCACAAGGCGCAUGGCCAGGAGACAAUCAAUACAAUUGCGCCCAAGGCUAUGGCUGCCCGAACCCCACAGUAACGAUCGACCCAUACGUUCCUGAGGGCAACAGGUACUUCGUCGUUGGUGCUGGUGGACCUGCGCCCUUCAACUGGACAGCCACUACCAACGUCUCGUGGUUGGCUCUAUCUCCGUCGUCUGGCUACGUCUCGCCAAGCGCAUCGGAACAGUUUGUUUACGCCACUGUCGACUGGUCUCAGUUGGAGGAUACGCCCUCGGUUACGGCGUUCAUCGACUUCAACGCUACGGCGGCCAACCAGCCUAUGAUGUCCCAGCAGGUGUACUUCGUGGCGAACUACACUGCUGCCCCGAGCAACUUCACUGGGUUUGUCGAGGGCGACGGCGUUGUCAGUAUGGAGGCUGCACACUCGGCAAGGAACACCUCAGUGAACGGUAUCACCUGGACCGAGUUGCCCGGAUACGGCCGAACGCUGUCCGCCGUCACACCCUGGCCUCGCGGCGGAGACGAGUUGAACUUCACCGUAGGGACUGGUCCAAGCAUUGGUUAUGACUUCUACACAUUCAACAGUAUCAAUGGCAACAUCAGCGUCACGGCAUAUGUGGCUCCGUCGCUGAACUCGCUCGGACCCGAUAGGCCUCUGGCCAUCGGCAUGCAGAUCGACUCAGACGAGCCACAAGUCAGCUACUACAUCCCGAACUCUACUCCGGGAACGCUUCCCGACGCUUGGAGCCAAUGGGUCUCGGAGAACAUCGUCUAUGUACCGAUGAACUUCCGCGCCAGUCCCGGUGCACACAGUCUGACGGUGUGGAUGAUUGAACCGACGGUGAUACUGCAGAAGAUUGUGAUCGAUACCGGUGGAUUGCUACCCAGCUACCUCGGACCGCCGGAGAGCAUUCGCGUUUGA